Messenger RNA from Toxoplasma gondii ME49, 2965 nucleotides. RefSeq names its product MmgE/PrpD family protein. The coding region runs from base 427 to 1992 and encodes 521 amino acids. The record is from RefSeq and is a predicted model, not a curated record. Gene Ontology annotation, molecular function: lyase activity. Lineage: Eukaryota; Apicomplexa; Conoidasida; Eucoccidiorida; Sarcocystidae. The transcript is spliced from 13 exons.
GUGAGUUUCACCCACACAAGUCGCCUAUCCUACAGAGCCGCCUGUACGUACAGCCGACCAGCUCACCAUCCCGUUUCCCUGUGAACGAAGUGUAGGCUUGGCAGAUGAACUGCAGACGGCGACUAUCCCCACGAACAAGCAUUAAGACAUUUCUGCACAGUGUUGUGAAGACUGUUCAAAGGUCCAUUCGUCUUGUCCCGAAGACGACGGUGUGCUCGUGCACCAAGACAUAAAACGAGGCACACACGGACUGAUGCUGCAGCAAAAUCGCGGUCCAAAGAGUUGCCACCGACGCUGCCAGGUUUCUCUCGCCGACAGCUCCUGGAAUGUUUUAUCCGUAAAACCCGACUGUCAAGCCUCGGAAAACUGCUCUUAUGAACACUGCCCGCGCCUUUACAGCCGUCAUUUUGCCGGACAGUCCUCAAAAUGACUCAAAGUACUUCAGCUGACACCGUUGUUUUGCCUCGAGACUCAAACCAGGCUCUUGGCAUUGGGCAGUACGCCAUCGACUUCCUAGGUGGAAAGUACGGAGAUAAUGUCAGCGAGAAAAUCUACGAGAGAGUUCGUUUGUUUCACACGGACAGCGUCCUCUCUGGAGUAUCCGCGUUAGCGCUCAAAACAAAUGCACCAACAAUUUUGAGGGAUGAGGCUAUGGAUUAUCCUUGCACAUCCGGCGCGCGCGUCUUUGGCACUCUGACAAGGUCACAGCCCGAAAAGGUCGUGGCAGCGAACUGCGCAGCCGUGCGCGAGUGGGACAGCAACGGCACUGUCUUUGGAUUCAAUCCAAAACUGAAGGGACACCAAGCAGGCGAAUUCGGCCACAACGACUUCUACCCAGUCGUCAUAGCCGCUGCCCAGGCUGGAGCCCGACAUGUCGAUGGCAGGAAGGCCCUCCGGGCUAUGCUUUGUCUGGACGAGAUCCGCGGGCGCCUCGCAGAGGUUUUCAGCCUCAAAACGUUCAAAAUCGACCACGUGGUUUUUGGAGCCGUUGCCUCUGCCGCAGUCUAUGGUGCCCUUCUAGGGGCGUCAGCUGAACAAAUUGAAUCUGCCAUCGGCAUGUGUGUCGCUCAUUACAUUCCCUGGCGAGCCAUCCGAGCAGGGAAGCAGCUGAGCGACUCAAAGGGUAGCUCCGCUGCUCUCGCGGCUGAGGCUGCCGUUCUGAGCAUGCGCCGAGCCAUGAAGGGCUUUGUAGGACCUCGAGAUAUCUUCCGGAAUCCAGAGGCCCUCUUUAGAUGGAAUGUGAAAACCGAAGGAGACUCGCCUUUCGAUCUUGUCCUCACCCACUCUGGAGAAGAGUUUGCCGUUGCAAGAAUGCAUUUCAAGCUCGGACUGUAUGAACAUCAAUCAGCAGGGGCGCUCGAGGGCCUGCUUCGCUUGCUGGCUGCGAACCCCGUUAUUUAUCGCGACCCAAAUCGAAUCCAGUCGAUCACAAUAACGGCGUACGAGCCCGCGUUCAGCAUUAUUGGAGACCCAGCCAAGCGCGACCCUCGGACUCGGCAGUCUGCUGACCAUUCCAUGGUGUACAUUAUCUCGACAGUUUUGAGGAAAGCAGUUGAGGCCCGCGAGGUUCCCUCGGAUGUGUGCGAUGCCUGGUGUGCUCUGAUGCUCACGCCAUACGACUACAGUGAAAAGUCCAUCUUCAAUCCAACCACAAGAGCAUUCAUGACCAAGACACAGUUCAAGCAUGGCGGCGCAGAGUACGAUGCCAAAUAUCCUGAGGGCAUCCCGUCGAGAGUGAGCAUCGCGUUGAGUGACGGGACUACGCUGGACAGCUCGCGGAUUGUAUUCCCUACUGGGCAUGCGUCAAAUACCGAGUCGGACCUCUUGAAGGUUCUCCGCUAUAAAUUUCAAAUGAUGUCGGAGAUCGCGCUACGGAAAGAAGAGGCGCAGGCUUUUAUCGCUAAGCUUGAGAGCAUCGUCACCCUGAGCAAUGAUGACCUCCAAACUCUCUACUUCUACAAGGAGUUAAAUGAGCUUCCGCCAAUUGAGUAAACCACACGCGCGGGCUGGGCAGCCGCGUGGCUCUCAAGUGUAUGUACUCCUGAGUAGUCCCUGAUGUGGGAGUUUUUGAAAGGCUACCACAGAUGGCAACUCACUUUCAAGAUUUUCCCUUUCGCGCUUUGUACAUCGUGAGAAGCUCGGUGGUUUUCUCCUCCAUUCCUUGAACGGCAAACUUCGUGUGGAAAUCGUUAGACUGUACAGAUAGUCGAGUUUCGCUCUUUUCGCGUCACACGGAGGCGCUUUUUGUGUCUUACCGUGGAGCUUCCUCAACUAUCGAAUCUCAUCGGCGGUUCCGGGGAGAGACGUAGAGCAAGAGCAGAACAGGAAGCCGACGACUACAAAAUCUACACACGUUAUUGGUAUUACACUGAUGUAAUUAUCGUACAUGCACUUCGAAACGGGAAACGCCAGUUCCUAUUUCUAUCUGGCUACAAGUGGCAUUCCUGUCGCGCAAUCGUGUUCAUUUUUAAGUCAGGCAAUACGUACCUCUGUGCACAGUUCCAAGCAAACCUUCUUGUUAUGUUCUAUGCCGUUUACGCGCGCAUAUCCGUCGGUACUCAUAUCGUGGCUCGGUAAAUCCUUGUUUGUGAAGAACGUCUAAGGGAUAGUUUGUCUUAAUUAGUUUGCUGCAUCCGCGACAUUCGCGCGUGUAUAGUGACAAACCUGUUGAUUGGUUUAUUCGUAUUAGUUACGCAUGCAGGCAGGUUUGUGCGCCUGCGUGACGUAAUAUUGUGUUCAGCCUAGCUGUACAGGGACGGUAAGCCUCGCCGGUUCAUGUUUGUCCAUUGUAGUCACCAUCGUACUGGGAGUAAUCAUCCCUGAGACAUGAUGAUUUAUAAGCUUUUUCUGGGGAGUAUAUCCUGUGCGUUCGACUAUUGGCUUAGAUCUUGGAGGUCGUUGUUUGCCGGAUCCGCCGUCUACGGUACUAGUCCACGCGCUCUGGUUGACGAAAAACAGAAAGACA